Molecule: messenger RNA, 1989 nt
Organism: Nerophis lumbriciformis (worm pipefish)
Lineage: Eukaryota; Metazoa; Chordata; Actinopteri; Syngnathiformes; Syngnathidae
Source: RefSeq, a predicted model, not a curated record
AUGAUUCAGAGGAACGAAGUGGUGCUGUCUAUCCUGAGAGAGCUCCAGGAGGCCACGGAGUGCUCAGGCCUCGACCCUCUCAUUCUGAAAGCCCUGGAGGUGGGCCGGCUCCUGGCUCCCUUCCCACUGCCCCGCAAGCCCUGUCAGAACUUCCCCGAGUGGGCCGGGGUGGAUGACGUCGCCCAGCGCUUGUACCCCCGGGACGCUCCUGCGGACCUCCUGCCGCUGCGCUGCAAAGGAAAGGGCAACCUGCUGUUCGACGCAGCAAGCAUGCUCCUAGUGGGCAAUAGUGGGCUGAGUUUGGAGCUACAGGUAAGGACGGUUGUAGAAAUGGUCCUGUGGAAGAGAUACUAUCUUUCCGGGAUGAUUGACUCCAAGAUGAUGCUCCAGGCAGUCCGCUUCAGCCUCUGUGCUGAGGAGUCCGAGGCCAUGCUCAGCCUGUCAGCAAGCGUCCUGGAAGCUAUAUUCGACGCAGACGUCAAGGCUUCAUGUUUCCCUGACUCCUAUGCCAACAUGUGGCACGUGUAUGCGCUGGCGUCCGUCCUUCAGGUCAACAUCUACUCAGUCUACCCCAUGUUCAACCACAAGAUUCGAUCCUACUUCAACCGACUUAUCCGGCCCAGGACUUGGCCCAAAGAGCACGAGCCUCGAACCUUCCACAUAAUGUGGUCUGGCGAGCUGCAAUCUCAGACUUUGUUCCGACCCGAUCACUUCGUGGCACUGGUCCAUAUGAGCGACUUUGCUUCGAGUAGUCGUAAGAGUGAGGAGCUCCUCAACCGAGACUCUAAGUUCUCUUAUCUGAGUCUGAAGGACAAGUACAACAUCACAAAGACGACCUUCUACCGCUGGAAGAGGCAGUCUCAGGAGCAUUGUAAGAAGUCCACUGCCCGCUACGAGGCUAAGUACUUCCUGCAGGCGUGUUACCUGGGAGGGAAGCUAAUCCCGUUGCACCAGUUUAAAGAGUUCUUCCCAGAAAUCUCUAGGUCGUCCUACUACAACUGGAAGCAGGAGCUCCUCAAGUCAGGCGGAGCUUUCUCCACAUCAUCUUCCACCGGAGAGAUAAGUCCUGGUGAGAGCACAGAGCAGGAAGCCUGGUCCUCACCUGAGGCGAGACCGGACGAGUCGGAUCAACAAGACAGUGUGGCCAGCAUGUUCGGCCUCAAUAUGGGGCAGCUGGAUCUGGAGCGGACCCAGAGUGUGGCCCACAUGCAGCAAGCUAAACGCUGCCUACAGAACUGCAUAGCCACCAACGCCUCAUUUCCAUUCAGGCUCUUCAAGCGCAACUUCCCUGGCAUUUCCAGGUCCACUUAUUACAACUGGAGGAGAGAGGCCUUGUUGUUCAACAGCAGCUACAAAGCCAGCAGCUCAGACAGCUCAGAUGCUGACAAAAGCCAAAGUCCUAAAAGCAUCUCGCCAGUGUUGCAGACCCACGGUGAAGCUGCUCCACGGAUGAGGAUUUGCAGGCGAAGGCACAGAAGUUUCCGCUUGGCGUAUGUGAGUAAGAAGCAACUCCGAGAUGUCGCUAAGCUGCUGGUCCGCAGGUCCAAAUUAUCACUUAGCAAGUUUAGGCUCAGGUUUCCGACUUUGUCCCUCUGCUUCUUCUGGCUGUGGAGCAGCAAGAAAAAGAGGAUAGUGAGAGAACUCACCGACCCAAAAGCUGGGCAAACCCCAAUGGCAAGUGUCAACAUUGCAGAUAACCCGAACAGGCUCCCGUUUGUAGAGGUCCCCUCGCACGUCGGUGGCUCCAGUGCAGCUUCCCUGGGCACCCCACAUCCCAAACACGACCUGGCGGGCUUCCCGCCCUCUAUGGACGUGGUAGCCCUGGCCAACUUCAAAGCCAAGGCCAAGUUGUUUCUGCAGCAGCGCUUUGAGGAGAAGUCUUUUCCCACGUUCAAGGAAUUCCGCUCCUAUUUCCCCUUCACUCCUCGCUCCACUUACUACAUGUGGAAGCGGGCUCUGCACCACGGAGUGUCGCUAGUUCACGGCUGA